This is a messenger RNA of Anoplopoma fimbria (sablefish), 2808 nucleotides long. RefSeq names its product POU domain, class 5, transcription factor 3 (gene pou5f3). The coding region runs from base 117 to 1571 and encodes 484 amino acids. Gene Ontology annotation, molecular function: RNA polymerase II cis-regulatory region sequence-specific DNA binding; DNA-binding transcription factor activity, RNA polymerase II-specific. The transcript has 5 exons. NCBI's taxonomy places the organism in Eukaryota, Metazoa, Chordata, Actinopteri, Perciformes, Anoplopomatidae. Gene Ontology annotation, biological process: regulation of transcription by RNA polymerase II. The record is from RefSeq and is a predicted model, not a curated record.
CUUCUCCUUCUUCUUCUUUCAUCCAUCUUUGGUGUGUGCGUAAAUGUGAAACGGAUGAGCAGGUUCAGAACGAGUCGCUGUGAACUUUCUGUCUUUUGAUCUCGGACGCACGCUUGAUGAGCGGUUCUCACGCAGUUUGGAAAAUGUCUGAAAGAUCUCAGAGUCCGGAGUGCCAAAUCCGGCCGUACGACUUCAGCCGGACCAACCCUUGCACCCAGGGUUUGGGUCCUGAGAGUUUGGGCGGCCCUGCGUCCUUCCAGCUCCCUCACGGCGUCCUGCCAGACCCGGGCCUCUUCUACAACAAAGCAGCUUAUGGUGGCAUCUCGCAGGCGUCCCCGCAGACCUUCUUCCCGUUCCCGGCCGUCACCAGCGACUACAGGGGAUCCGAUCUUCAGGCUGCAGAGUUCGGCCAACCCAAACACUGGUAUCCAUUCGCUGCGCCUGAGUACACCGGCCAGGUACCCGGCGUACCAGCAUCCACCCAGCCUGCCAACCUGAGCCCCCCCAUAGCUGAGACCCGGGAGCAAAUCAAACUGCACGAAAUAAAGACUGAGAAGGACACUAGCAAUGACUACUCCACGGAGAUAAAGGUCCAACAGUACCCAGCAGCUCAGGCCCCAGCAGCCAUGGCCCAUGGGGUGUUCUACUCUCCGGCCUGGAACCCGUCCUUCUGGCCAGGGAUCACCCACAUUACACCACCCGGCAGCAGUAAUCAAAACCCCUCAACCUCGUCUGCAUCUUCACCAUCCAUGUCCCCGUCUCCUCCAAGCAACGGGCUCCCAGGGAACGCGUUUUUCAGCGUGAACACGACCCAAAAUGUCCCCGGGCCCCAGACGCAGAACCCGGCCUCCUCCACGCGGAGCAGCGGGUCCUCCAGCGGAGGGUGCAGCGACUCGGAGGAGGAGAAUCUUUCCACAGAGGAACUAGAGCAGUUCGCCAAGGAACUGAAACACAAACGCAUCACUUUGGGUUUCACUCAAGCUGAUGUUGGCCUGGCCUUGGGUAACCUUUAUGGUAAGAUGUUCAGCCAGACGACCAUUUGCCGCUUUGAGGCUCUUCAGCUGAGCUUUAAGAACAUGUGCAAGCUGAAGCCCCUUCUUCAGAGAUGGCUGAAUGAGGCAGAGACAUCGGACAAUCCCCAGGAUAUGUACAAGAUUGAGCGAGUAUUUGUUGACACAAGAAAGAGGAAGAGAAGGACCAGUCUGGAAGGAGCCGUGCGCUCUGCCCUGGAGUCUUACUUUAUCAAGUGUCCAAAGCCCAACACCCAAGAGAUAACGCACAUCUCAGAUGACCUGGGUCUGGAGAGAGAUGUUGUACGCGUAUGGUUCUGCAACCGAAGACAGAAAGGAAAGCGCCUGGCCUUGCCACUAGACGAGGAGUGUGACGGCCAGUACUAUGAGCAGAGCCCCUCCCCACUGAACAUGGUCGCCUCGCCCAUUACCACUCAGGGCUACCCUGUUUCCAGCUACCACGGUGCCCCUCCUCCUACACUCUACAUGCCCCCCCUUCAUCGGCCUGACGUCCUGAAACAAGCCAUGCACCCCGGACUAAUUGGUCACCUGACUGGAUAACCUCAGGUGCUUAGGUAGGCCAGAACCACAGAUUGCCUUCCCAUGCCUCUGCUCUUCUAAAUCCAACCACCAGAUUCAGCGAUCACAUGGAUCGUGGAAUAAAAACAUUCCAAGUGGGGAGGCUCUUCUACUGACCACAGCAGGGAGAUGGAUGAAAGUGGUUACUAGUUCCUGUUUUGAUGGCGAAACGUAUCAAACUGCUAUGGGCAACAUCCUCUUACAAUGACCUGCAAUCCAACAACUGCUUCGACUUCAUACAAAGAGAAAUUUAAGCUGAACAUGCCUUUUUUUUAAUUUUUUAUUAAUGCAUAGUAAAUUAUUCAGUAGGCUUAAAAAUUUCAGGUUUAGAACAAUUUCAGAGUGAGAUUUGGUACAGUUGCUAACUUACUACUUACUAUACAUGGUCCAGUUGUUUGGUGAGAAUGUGGUUGUAAAUGCAAGCAGGGUUAAAGAGCCCCAGGGUAUUCCUUUCACUUUUGCCAAAUCCCUGUUAGGUUUCUGUGGUGCAUGUGAGGAAAUAUUUUAGUUGCCAAAGAAAUCACAAUGUGAGGAGAUUUAAACCAAAAUCACCUCUUGACAGUUCGGUCAAUGUUUGUGCAAUACUUCUGUGUUUCAUCUGAAUAUAGCAGCUGCAGUAUUUUUCUAAUCUGCCUCAACGAAAUGGAAAAUGCAAAUCUCAAAUUCUCCCAUCAUUUUUGCACAAAGUUGCUUUUGUAUUGUUGAAUAUUAUAUCUUUUUUAAAGAAAAUGCCCUGUUUAUAUACUGAACAAAGCUUUUUGGCCUCAAUGUUGUUGAUAAUCUUCAAUGUAUUUAGCCAAUAUCUUUAGCGAUAUUUAGGGGGUGGUGAGAUUCUAAGUAAGAGUGAUAAAUGAUUUGUUACUCACAAGUGUUUUAGCUGCUAAUCUGCCAUUUGCACACAAUAGAUAUUUUCUCAAUGUCUCAGGUGAAUUGAAGUGAGAUUUGGUCUAAUCUGACCCGGAUCAAUUAUGCUGUCAAAUUGUAUUUCAAUACCUCAUUUUGUUUUUAUUGUAAAUGUUUUUUAUGUUUAUGAAAUGUUGAAUAACACUCACUUGAUACAAGUUUGGAUGCUUCGUGGAGUAUUUCUCUCGUACGGUCUUGUUUUGAGCAAUUGUUUUACUCGGAUGACUGUCAUUUUUAGACAUUAAGACAUUAAAUGUCAUUUAUUCACUCCUUUUGACUAUACCUCAACUGACUUAAGAUGCCUGUGAAUGUGUUA